UGGGUUGAGAAAUAAUUUGGUUAAUGAUGAAAUAAGAGAAAUGGGCGGGUGAGGAGCAGGCAAUAUGAUAUAUAAGAUCUGUCCUGCUAUCAUCAGUCAAGAGCUGUGUCUUCUACAACACGCAAGACAUUCCUGCAUUUCCGGAACGUUAACUUGCUUCCUCAGUGAAAAAAUAAAAAAUGUCAAACGGAGAUCAUAUAACAAAGCUCAAUGUCUCCACGACUGAGGAUGAGGAGCAAAUACUUAGAGCUAAUGGUUAUCAGUUCAUCAAUACUGACCUCAAUGCAGGUACUGGUAAAAACCGGGUCUUUCUUUGGUACAAGAAAGAGUGUGGCAUGAAUGCUGUGACAAGGAUUCAGUUUUCAUUCAAUAACGCCAUGAAAUCUGGUCUGGAUGAUGCUGCAUAUGAGCUGGUGGACAAGAAUCUGAAUGUUGGCACUCCUGGAGAUCCCAUCUAUCUGUGGUACUUCUAUGGCAGCACCGAAUCCGACAUUCCCAUUGUGGACAUAAAAGUCAGCAAAGAUGCCGAAGAAGAACCUGCUUUCCUGCACGAUGGCUGGGAGAGACUGGGCUGUGAUCUGAACCGUAAUGCAGGCGGAAACUACAUCUACCUGUGGGUGAAGAGAGAGAAGCCGAGCUACAUCUGUGAGAUCAUAGCAACUGUUGACUUCAAUUCUGACAAACACAUGUUUGAGCAGGGCUUCACUCGUGUGGAUGAAGACACCAAUCGUGGUGCUGUAGGUGGAAAAAAAGUCUUUCUCUGGUAUCGCCGCCUAGCUGAUAUGAGCAGGACUCUCACUGCUCUUAAUGUCUCCACCAACUCCCAUGAAGAAACACUGACUGGGAAAGAAGGCUUCGAAAAGCUUGAUGUUAAUCUCAAUGAAGGAACCAGUGGAAAACCGGUCUACGCAUGGUACACCAACAAAGGAUGUGAAGCGCAGAUCAAAAACAUGGUUCUGCUGAUCAACCCUGCGGCCUGGACCACUUAUCAGAAAGCUGGGGUCAACUUUAUCGACAAAAAUCUGAAUGCGGGCAACAGUGGCAAGAAAAUGUACUUGGCGUACAAAUAGUGCUGUGGCUGAAAUAAUCAAACUGGUGCACAAUUAUUGGAAAUUGUAAUACAUGAUUUAAAAAUCAUACUUUAAAAUUAUAUUGUGAUUUAAUAUACUUAACAUUGAUUUACACUCAAUCACACAAUUGUCUUUUGAGUUUUUGUUAUAAAUCAUAAUGAAAUAAAGGCUUCUUCAACCAGA
Messenger RNA from Cyprinus carpio (common carp), 1253 nucleotides. RefSeq lists its product as uncharacterized. Lineage: Eukaryota; Metazoa; Chordata; Actinopteri; Cypriniformes; Cyprinidae. The record is from RefSeq and is a predicted model, not a curated record.